CUCGGGCUCCAGUGAGCUGUCACUAUGGCAACCAGGAUCCGGCGCCAGGCUCGAGUACCGGGAGAGAACGGGGAUCUAGCGGGGCCUAACCGGAGGACGGCGGGCGGAAGGCCGGGGAGUAAGAAGAGUAGAGCUCAUAGAAAAUCAUGGAGAAGUCACGUCCUCUGGGGGGCGCUGUUUUCCCUUCUGGCCGUAUCCGUCUUUUUCUUCCUGUGGGAAUAUCCUGGGGACGGGAUGGAGGUCUUGGCCCCUCACCAGGAAGACAUAAAACACAAGUUCUUCCCGGUUCCUUGCUCCCAGGAUUAUGAAAGUCACAAGAAAUUUGCUGGAUGCGCCCCUCUGAAGUGCGGCCGAGCCGUGACCGACGGCGUCAUCUCUCCGCAGGACGCCCAGAGAUUGCUGAGGGUGGCUGAAGCCGGCUUCUCUCUCGGAGGCUCUGAUGGAGGGGCAUCAAUCCUGGACCUGCAUUCCGGCGCUCUGUCAUGGGGGAGGAAUUUCAUAAAUAUGUAUCGCUACUAUGGAGAGAAACUGAAAGAGACAAUAACUGAGGAAGAUUUCCAGCUAUACCGUGACGUGAGGCUGAGAAUUCAGAAAGAAAUUGCGAGGACGUUUGAUCUCGAUGCCCAGUCUCUGCACCUCACCAAACCCACCUUUUUCUCCAGGAUGAAUAGCUCAGAAGCUAAAACCGCACACGACGAGUACUGGCACCCCCAUAUUGAUAAGGUUACAUACGGCUCUUUUGACUACACCUCCUUACUUUACCUGUCUGACUACUACCAAGAUUUCAGUGGCGGCAGAUUCAUAUUUAUGGAUGAAAAGAUGAACAGCACGGUGGAACCCAGAACAGGCCGCCUGUCCUUCUUCACGUCUGGAUCAGAAAACCUGCACCGCGUAGAGAAAGUGAGUUGGGGUACUCGAUACGCCAUAACCAUCUCCUUCACCUGCAACCCAGAGCAUGGCAUCGAGGACCCCUCCUGGACGUAGCGUUUGGUCUUCAAGUGGGGCUGUAGGCCAACAUGACGGACUCCUCCCUCUACUGCCUCAUAAUCUGGAAGUAUAUAAUUGAUUUCUAUUGGACAUACAGUGGAACCUCGGUUUAAGAGUAA
This is a messenger RNA of Rana temporaria (common frog), 1106 nucleotides long. RefSeq names its product 2-oxoglutarate and iron dependent oxygenase domain containing 3 (gene OGFOD3). NCBI's taxonomy places the organism in Eukaryota, Metazoa, Chordata, Amphibia, Anura, Ranidae. Gene Ontology annotation, cellular component: membrane. The record is from RefSeq and is a predicted model, not a curated record. Gene Ontology annotation, molecular function: L-ascorbic acid binding; iron ion binding; oxidoreductase activity, acting on paired donors, with incorporation or reduction of molecular oxygen. Bases 25 to 984 code for a protein of 319 amino acids. The transcript has 9 exons.